Molecule: messenger RNA, 3726 nt
Organism: Drosophila gunungcola (fruit fly)
Lineage: Eukaryota; Metazoa; Arthropoda; Insecta; Diptera; Drosophilidae
Gene: slgA
Product: proline dehydrogenase 1, mitochondrial
Exons: 12
Coding region: 380-2431 (683 amino acids)
Cellular component (GO): mitochondrion
Molecular function (GO): proline dehydrogenase activity; FAD binding
Source: RefSeq, a predicted model, not a curated record
GUUACAUUUACAUCUACAGUUACAUAAACACGAGUGUUGCGGCGAACAGGACAUUCUCUUCUUCGUGUCCUGCUUCGUUUCGCUUCGUUAAAUUCGCCGAACUUCGCCGCUAAAUUCGCAUCUCACUCAGGCGUCUUUGACAUUUGGUGUCGUGCUUUUGCGGCGUAUACAACGCUGAGAGCGUAAUAGAAUAAAUAAUAAAAAAGAAAUCAAAACGACAAACAAAAGCAUAAGACAGAUCUCAGGCCAGAAAUUGAAUUUUAUUUUAAUUGAACAUUUCGGAGGUGUACUCGCCAACAGCCGAAAUUGGAGUUUGUAUUAAUAUCCUUUUCAAAACGCGGAGAGCAGAUAACCCAAAUAAACCGAAGAAUUCCUUGUAAUGGCUCUACUCCGUUCGCUGAGCGCCCAACGAACAGCCAUCAGUUUGGUCUACGGCCGUAAUAGCAGCAAGUCGAGCAGUUCCGUGGCCGUCGCCGCCUGUCGGAGCUUCCAUCAGCGUGACAGGAGGAGGAGCACCGUCAUCACCACCGGAGAAGGAUCAGCAUCGGAGUUCGCAAACGGUGUCAAUGGGGUCCGCUAUCUGCACUCCGGCGAGCGGCCGAUGCAGGCCUCCACAUUGGUUCAACCGGAUCUGGUUGCCGGCGAGACUGUGAAGCGAUCGGUGAAGCAGCAGUCGUCCCAGGAGAAAAGCCCCUCGCCCGCUGGCUCGCCGCAGAGGGAUCCUUUGGACGUGACCUUCAAUGAUCCGAUUGCCGCCUUCAAGAGCAAGACCACCGGCGAGCUGAUGCGCGCCUAUCUGGUCUAUAUGAUCUGUUCCAGCGAGAAGCUGGUCGAGCAUAACAUGACGCUUAUGAAAUGGUCAAAGAACAUAUUGGGUCAAAGGUUAUUUACAGCAUUGAUGAAGGCGACCUUCUAUGGCCAUUUUGUCGCCGGCGAGGAUCAGAUCAAGAUCAUACCCACAUUGGAAAGACUAAGAUCGUUUGGCGUCAAACCGAUUCUUGACUAUUCCGUUGAGGAGGAUAUCACCCAGGAGGAGGCCGAGAAACGUGAAGUUGAAUCAUCCGUUUCCAGUGCGGGCGACAGAAAGGAGGAGGGCAGCAUGCCUCAGUAUCAUGUGGACAAGUCCUUCGCCGAUCGGCGGUACAAGGUGAGCAGUGCUCGCACCUACUUCUACCUGAACGAGGCCACCUGCGAGCGCAACAUGGAGAUAUUCAUCAAGUGUCUGGAGGCCGUUUCGGAUGACGAUCACAAGGCGCCCCGGGCAGUGGCCACGGGGGCUACUUUCGGAACGGGCAUCACCGCCAUUAAACUCACCGCCUUGGGCCGUCCACAAUUGCUGCUGCAACUGUCCGAGGUGAUCAUGCGCACACGCAAGUACAUGGAAGACAUGGUGGGCGGUCAGGGCAAUGUGCUCACUCACCACAAGACCAUCAAGGAUCUCGAGAAGUAUUAUGCCUCGCUGGGCGACAAUAAGGAUGUGAAGGAAUUUUUAAACAAUGUGACGUCCGACAAGGAGGGAAUCUUGCAUCUGUUCCCCUGGUCGGGCAUCGUAGACGAGGACUCGCAGCUGAGCGAUACGUUCCGUGUGCCAGAUUCCCAAACCGGCCAGAUGCGUCGACUGAUCUCACAAAUACCGCCCAAGGAGGAGGAGAUGUUCAGGAACAUGAUCCGUCGUCUCAACACGAUUGUAAAGGCUGCUGCCGAUCUGGAUGUGCGCAUCAUGGUGGACGCAGAGCAGACAUACUUUCAGCCGGCUAUUUCGCGCAUCACCCUGGAGAUGAUGCGAAAGUACAACAAAGAGAAGGCCAUUGUCUUCAAUACGUACCAGUGCUACCUGCGCGAAACCUUUCGCGAGGUGAACACCGAUCUGGAGCAGGCUAAGCGACAGAACUUCUAUUUCGGCGCCAAGCUGGUACGCGGUGCCUAUAUGGACCAGGAGCGGGACCGUGCCAAGUCGCUGGGCUAUCCGGAUCCGGUCAAUCCCACGUUCGAGGCCACCACGGACAUGUAUCACAAGACGCUGGCCGAGUGCUUGCGACGCAUUAAGCUGAUGAAGGACUGUGAUGACGAUGCCAGGAAGAUUGGAAUUAUGGUGGCCUCGCACAACGAAGACACCGUACGCUUUGCCAUCCAGCAGAUGAAGGAGAUUGGCAUUUCGCCGGAGGACAAGGUGAUCUGCUUUGGCCAACUGCUGGGCAUGUGCGACUACAUCACCUUCCCACUGGGUCAGGCGGGCUACUCGGCCUACAAGUACAUCCCGUAUGGCCCCGUCGAGGAGGUGCUGCCCUACUUGUCGCGCCGUGCCCAGGAGAACAAGGGCGUGCUGAAGAAGAUCAAGAAGGAGAAACGCCUGCUGCUCUCCGAGAUCCGACGCCGUCUGCUGCGCGGCCAGUGGUUCUACAAGCCCAAGGGCAACUAUGUGCCCAUCUAAGCUGGCCUGGAUGGAUGGAAUCACUCACACGAACCCGAACCGGUAGAUGGGUUGCCAAAUGUAUCCAACUGAGGAUAUCGCCGGGCAGUCGAUCGCUUCGGGUAUAUUUUAAUGUAUUUUUUUUUUUGUCGUUCUUACUACUCUUUUGAAAUUUGCGUAUAUCUAAAGUAUAUAUAUGAAGACUUGUGUAUAUACCAAGGUCCUGCAAAAGAGUGAGGAUGUUCUUACUCACUGUGUGUACCCUCAUUCAGAUCCGCUGGAUCUUUUUCACCCACAAACAACUUCAGUUAGAGACGGUAGCACUGAGCGAUGGUCAUUUUUUUUAUGAAAUAUGUAUAUUUUUACGUCUUGUUGCAACAAUAAUCUAAACGAGUUCUGUAUGUGUGUUACAAAGAAAACAAAAUAAUGAAAAAAAAAAAAAAAAACAAAACUAAAAAACGUAAAAAACAUGAAGGAAGGAAACGAAUGUGGGAAUCCACAUCGAGGAUAUUGAAAAAGGGGAUUGAAUUGAAAAGAACAUUUUUUAGCAUCGUAACAAAUAAAGCAUAAAUCAAUAUAGUAUAUACAUAUUAUAUACAAUAUAAUGAGAGAAAAACGUUUAUAGAUAUAUGUACCGAUCUAUAUCUACAUUGAUACAUGUAUGUGUAUGGCUGCAUUUUAGUCUAGAUUCAUUAAUUUCGUGUUUGUGCCUCUUUCUCAGUAUCAGAAUAUCAGUUAUUAUUUAUCCAUUCUUCAUUUGCGAUGUGAUUUCAUGUUGGUUUUUCCCUAAGUUACUACUACUAUAUAUAGCGUGAGAAAGAGAGAGCAAGAGAGAGAGAGAGAGAGAGAGAGUCCAGGGCAUUUGUUCCUCCAGCUCGUGGCCAUCCCAUCCGAAAUAGUCAAAUACUACUGUCCAUAGGAACCAGGGAUAACCGCGUAUAUCUAUACCUACACCUAGCAAGUUUUAUUACGAUUAUGCUAAAUUAACUUAAAUGUAUAUGUUAAAUUUAGCGAUUAACAAAGCGAUAUUAUAAAAGUCAUUACUACGAUAGUCGAUGGAUGAGAAAGCCCAACCGAAACCGCCUUCUGUUUCCCUAUUUUGUUCGUUUCCGUUUCCGUUUCCAUUUCCAUUUCCGUUUACACGUUUCGAUUGCUCAGACAACUAUAUAGACAGAAAGACUUGGCCAUUCUUAUAGUUUUUUAUUAUUAUCCUCAUGAUUAUUAUUAUUGUAUUGCAUAAACGCUAUAAAUAAAUGAAUAAAUAAUUGUAUGAAUGUUAACUAUUUCAAUGACAAUAAUAAAAUGUUAAAAACGAA